Molecule: messenger RNA, 3993 nt
Organism: Lineus longissimus
Lineage: Eukaryota; Metazoa; Nemertea; Pilidiophora; Heteronemertea; Lineidae
Product: tetraspanin-3-like
Exons: 9
Coding region: 116-1000 (294 amino acids)
Cellular component (GO): plasma membrane
Source: RefSeq, a predicted model, not a curated record
GUAGUCAUUGUAUAUAAUUAGAUGUACCAGGAACACUUCACCAGAAAGGUUGUAAGACGACCGAGCACAGGGAUAGAAACUUAACUUUAGCGCAAGAUAUCAAGAAACUUCCAAGAUGGGAAUAGCCGUAACGGCAGCACGUUUCAUUCUGAUGAUCCUUAACACAGUGUUCGUGGUGUUGGGAAUCUGCCUGGUCCUGGCAGGAGUAAUCGUGCGGUACCUCGGUGAUCAGAUCAUUCAAUUAAUCAGCCCGGCCCUUAACCAAAUCAACGCCUUCUCCAGUAUCACCGGUUACACGGCCGAGCUUACAACAACUACUAACGGCUUUGACAUCCAGGCAAUCCUCGUGGAAAAUUCGAUUGCCUUCAUCGCGAUUGGAACUAUUUUGGGGGCCAUUGCCAUUUUUGGGUGUGUUGGAGCCUGCUGUGGAUUGAGGAUCCUCUUGUUUGUGUACGGGAUCAUGUUGUGUAUAAUCGUAGCAGCACAGCUCUUAGCUAUUGGAAUCGUCGCCGGAAGAUACGACUUCUACCGAGGGGAGGCCAUAACGUAUAUAAAUAAGGCGGCGGAGACCGAAUACCGCGGAACCAACGCCUCAGAUGUCUUCUCUCUUCUUGUUAACUGCGUACAGAUGAAUCUGAAAUGUUGCGGUGUCACAAAUUACACGGACUGGCACAAAGCGAAGAAUUGGGACAGGACCCAGGACUACUAUCCGUUUGAACUGAAUGUCAACACUUCGCCCAUGCCGAAACCAUUCGAGAUCCCGGUCGCUUGUUGCCAGAUGAAACUUCCCUAUCCCAGCAUUACACCCAUAGAUGUCAACUGCACGAGCACACCAACCACGGCCAACUCGUUUUAUAAUGUGGCUUGCUUCACCUUUAUCGAGCAAAAGAUCAAGGAGUACGAGCUCUACGCGAUACUGUCGACGGCUGGCCUGAUACUCGUACAGGUUCUGAUCAUCAUAGCAUCGUUCCUCAUCUGGAAGAAACUUGGAAAGGAUUAGUUGAUGUCCUCCAGAUGAUAUUCGAGAAGAAUUAUCAUCAUCGCGGCGGCAUUCUCCAUUUGUAAAAGCCUUGGGAAAAAGGUCGGCGAUAAAUGAGAAUAGUGAACGAGGCGAAGACGCGAGAACUAUUAGUUCUAAAUUUCGGACUUUACUUUUACUUUGAUAUUAAAUCUGCUAGGAAAUCCAGGGGCGUAGCUAGCAGGUUGGGGUGAGGGCAGGGGGCAAAUGCAAAUGCCUUUCCCACCAGACAUCACCAAAAAUGUGUUUUUGACCCUGACUUUGGCCGAGUAUAUUUCAAAAAGUGUCAUCCCGAGAGCCUUUUGCUCCCCAAGACCAAACGCUAGCUACGUCUCUGAAAUCGAUACAAGAAAUUUGAUGUUAUGAAUUUGCCUAGGUCACUUUAAAGAAGGAGGGUUCUCUUCAGUUAUCUUAAAGGGACAAUAUAGACAGCAGCUGUAGGCAGGCAAAAUAAAGUUGCACAAAACCGCCAGGGGUCUCUCACAUCUCACAGUAGGUCGAAAUGAUUCACGCUUGUACGAGGAAUAUAUUUAGUGCUGAGUCUGACAUGACCAAGGGUCCUUACUGUGUAUACUAGUCACUUGAAGAUGGCCAAAUUAGCCCCAUACUCCUGCCUAUAGUCCCCCUUUAAUGAUACAGUUUCGUAAAUAUUAUGACUGACAGCAAAAUGUUUUCGGAAGAAUUUCCACAUCUUUGCUCCACUUUUAUAAAUAGAUUUUUGGGCUUUUGGAAAAGUCAAGGAUAUUUCGGUCAGCAAACAUAUAUAUACACGCGUAUAUGCACCCAAAAAAUAUUUCGGGAAGGGCCCGAGUAUACGAAUUUUUCAUUUACCAAAAAAACAUUUUGGGGCGAAUGUUUUUGCUGGCCGGUACAAACCUAAUGUAAAAAGCGUUAGUGUUUUCAGGAGUAUAGGCCUCUGGCAAUGCGUUGGCUUUAGAACAUGGAUCUGAUCGUUGCCAUUGUCAUCUGUGAAAUCUGGCAGUCAUCAGAAUGUAACAUAUUUCGGAAGGGAGUCCUCGUCAAAUACCAUUAUCAGUGUCGUGAUAUUCGCGAAAGAUUGUGCAUUGUAAGUUGUUCCAUCCUCCUGACCGUGAUUGAAUCGACCCAGAUUUAAAGACCCACGCCGUUCGUUAAAAAUUCAAAAUUUGUAAUUGAAUUUGAAAUUUCCUUGUGUAGAGAGAUAUGUAUAAGUUGCAGGAAUCAUAACUGCACUACGGCAUUGUGUAUCCCUCAGUGCAUUUCCAUUUUCCUGAUGAACGGCGUACACCUUUAAUGGGCUUUAAAUCGUCACCUUACCCCAUAUUGUGAUUAUAUUCAUGGCCCAAUUACAUUGCACUUCCGCUCAAGACGAUACAAGCUUAAAAACUUACAAUGCGUAGCCUGUCAUGUAUAUCAUUAUAUUGUUUAGCUUUCCUUAUGAAUGAUAUCAGUAAAAAUAUUUCAAUAAGGAAUUCAAAGUGAACCUGGGCCUAUUAUGACUCAAGAACAAAAUAUCAAUUUUUAAAUUCUUUUAUUUGUGCCCUUUCCAGUGAGUAUUUUAAACUGUGAUCAUUUUUGUUGUAAAUACAACAUUAUUCCGUCCACUUAUCGCAAGAACUAGGAACGAGGUAACAUUUUGAUAUGCAUUCCAAGAAGGCCUAGCUCGUGAUGUUUUUUAGGUUGAUCUAAUGUAAAUAUUAAGGUAUUGCCUGGUCCCAAGCCUCGGUUUAGUUAGACAGAGUGAGUGAGACUGUCAAAAGGAGGUGACACCACAUUCGCUUUAGAACACAUUUUCUAUUACAAAGACGCAAAGUGAGCUCGUCGAACUUCAGGUCAAGUAAGGGUAUUAGCUGUUAAUAUCGUUUUCUACUUGGUUCGGGCAGUCUUUCAAAUAAGAGUAUUUACAUGUAUAAAUAUUGAAAGACUCUGGCUAAGGCUAUUCAUGAUCAGAAAGAGGUGUAAGGGUGUAACAUAGGUCAUCACCACCUGGAUUUCGAGUAGGUUAUUGCAACUCUUUUCAUGUGCUUUUAUAACACUUAUACAUCCCGUCAUUAUAUUUUUGAUGGCAUCACUGAGGGUUCGACUCUCGUCAAAGAGUCGAAUGACAUGAAUUUCUCGGUGGCCGUGAGCAAGACACUUGCCUCACCUCAUCAGUGAAAAUAAUGCAAGCACAUCUGUGGGAAAGGAACAGUUAGUGCCACUUUCAAAACCGACAUGAUAUCCAAGCACUGUUGUACCUCUACACUCUACAACUAUUAUUAUCAUUAUUAUCAUAUGCCUUGUAUCAUGAUUAUAUUGACAAGCCCGUUGGCUUCGGGGGUCACAGCUAGUGAGGUUGAUGAUGGCGGUGGAGAGACAAAAGGGGUAAAACACGGACUAAAACUCACCAAGGUAAAAAAUUCCAUCACGAGGUUGAAACUGGGGAAGGGGAAUCCCCAGCAAUGCAUUGCACAGCGCGUUAGUACUUAUCACAGUACGGAAAAAAAUCAUGCUCUACAUUUCUGCACUAGUUUACUGUAGACUACCAAGGCUCAUACACGGUCACAAUGCACACUGUAAUAAAAAGGAAAAUGUCAAAAAGCCUCUAACAUUUCCAACAUAAAAACUUCAUUCUCUCUCAAACUGAGUUAUUCGCAUCAACACUAGACAUUGUGACAUUUUAGAAUCAAUAUCAGACCAGUCCGUGCAUAAUUAAUUAGCUCAUUUAGAUAUGUAGGCCUCCUCCACAAAAGUGCAAAACGAAGCGGCUAGGCUAAGCGUCUUAAGGCUAGCAUCUCCCAAUACUGUGCGGAGUAUGAGGCAGUACUUGUAAUUAUCAAUCGUUUGCCAAAAGGUAGACUCCUGUGCCAACAUGGGCAACUUGCAAACAAGGUCCACACGUAUUUAUUCGUCAACAUCAGACGCAGUAGCAGCUAGAACUUACUGUACAUUCUGUGCCAUGCCUUAUGAAGCGGGAUUUGCUGAAGGAUUUGAAUAAAUUUGAUACUUUAUGAAGA